Serpula lacrymans var. lacrymans S7.9 is the source of this 1263-nucleotide messenger RNA. RefSeq lists its product as uncharacterized. Lineage: Eukaryota; Fungi; Basidiomycota; Agaricomycetes; Boletales; Serpulaceae. The record is from RefSeq and is a predicted model, not a curated record. The coding region runs from base 241 to 1119 and encodes 292 amino acids. Gene Ontology annotation, cellular component: nucleus. The transcript is spliced from 6 exons. Gene Ontology annotation, biological process: regulation of transcription by RNA polymerase II.
GCGCAGGUGCUCUUUCCCCCAGUCACUACCUGUAAAAAACCUUGCAUACCACCAAAAGCCUACCGCUACGUGCAAUCUUCUGCACGACGUCUCGCACAAUGGGAAUAUUUCAGCUUUGUGUGCGAAAUUUGCUUUACACUCAACAAUGCGACGUGUAACUCAAGCUGGUCCAAUGAACUCGAAGCGCCGAUGGUCCGUCGUUUAUCCUGAGGACACCAACAAGACUAUGUUAAAGCCAAAAUGGCCGCAUCCAAAGUCUCAGAAAAGACCAACGGAUCGCUCGCUUUAGAUGGUCCACCAUUCGUUCGCACAAGCUCAGGAAAGCUGGUGGCGGGUCUCAGUCAACUUUGGCGUGCAGAAUAUUCUUCAUGGAUUCAAGUCCCCUUUGUUCAAGGUGGCAAAAGCAAUGUGGAACGUAGCCAGUCAGACUACGUUCUGUGGCGAGAUAUUGAUUAUGGACCAAAAUCAACGAUCAUAAAGAUGUACUCAUGCAUGCAAGGUUGUGGCCAAAGCUUUGAGAGCCCCGCCAAAUUGAAGAAACACCAGGCGAUGCAUGGUCGAGCCCGAGCUCCCGAAAAACCCUGCCCUUUUGCAAAGGACGGUUGUACCUUCACAGCGGCCAACAUGCUGAAGAUGGAGGCCCACGUCUCCAAGCAUACUGGUGAGAAACGUCACACCUGCCCUGAAAGGGGAUGUGAUUUCAAGACCACUAAUGCCGGUGCUUUGGCCCGCCACCGCAUGGCUCAGCACGGUUACGUCUCAAGGAGCGGAAGGACUUCUGCCAACUAUCAAGCGAGGAACGAGAGUCAAGCUUCAUCCAGCUCUCAAGCGAGGACCGUGGACCCGCACUAUCCUCACUAUCCUCCCGUGCCAGCCAAGCACCAGGUCCCUGAUGCUCACAAUUUCUAUGGGGUUUCUGGCCCCCACAACGAACCGUACGAAUUUCCUCGUCCCUAUCCGGCUGAAAAUGAAUACAUCGAGCUUGUGGAAGAUUCCGAGACGUUUGACGAAAGGGACAUUUUCUAUCGCCCAUGCGAGACUGGAGGAUUUUACCCCGAGGCUAUGGAGAGAACCACUGCGGGCGCUAUCACCCCCGGAUUUUUGUUUAACAAGAAGUAAUUUGCAGAUAGAAGAGAUGCGAGAGGAAAGUCUACCUCCGCUAGUUUGGUGUUGAGAAACUUGUAUAGUCGAGCAACCCAUCUUGUAUUAUUUCAGAGCUGGCCUUGUUUGUAUUCAUAUUCUAUUGCACACUUUUAUUGACUU